AUGGCGUCCUCUACCACGCUCAAGCUCACAAACCGCUCACCGAAGCAGCCGAUCAAGCGUUUCCCCGCCAGCGUCGAGCUGCCGGCCGGCGCGACCGUCGAGGAUGUGAAGAAGGCCAUUGCCAAGCAGGCCGGUAUUGGCGACUUCAACCGCAUUGGUCUCUUUGACACGGCCACCAGGAAGACGCUCAAGGACCGCAAGGCCCUCGUCGCUGACAUCCCUGCCGUCUCUGACGCCGGCGAGGUGCUCGUCAAAGACCUCGGCCCCCAGAUUGCCUGGCGCACCGUCUUUCUCAUCGAGUACUUUGGCCCGAUCCUCAUCCACGCCGCCGUCGUCGCGGCCCGGCCCUACAUCUUCCCCGGCGGCGACAAGCCCAUGUCGAGCACGCAGUGGCUCAGCUUCGCCCUCAUCAUGGGCCACUUCUUCAAGCGCGAGUUCGAGACGGCCUUUAUCCACAAGUUCUCGGCCAACACCAUGCCCGUCGCCAACGUCUUCAAAAACAGCUUCUUCUACUGGGCGCUGUCGGGCCUCCUGUGUGCCGUCUCCAUCUACUGGCCACGCUCGCUCGCCGCCCGCGCCCGCGAGCCGACCAUGGACGCCGCCGGCACGGCCCUCUACCUCUUUGGCGAGACGGGCAACGCGCUCGUCCACUACUACUUGUCGACGCUCCGCGCGCCCGGCAGCACCGAGCGCAAGAUCCCGGCCGGCUACGGCUUCAGCUUCGUCACCUGCCCCAACUACAUGUACGAGAUCCUCGCCUGGAUCGGCAUCAUCAUCGUCAGCCGCGACUGGUCCGUGGCGCUGUUUAUCGCGAUUGGCGGCGCGCAGAUGUUUGUCUGGGCCAAGGGCAAGGAGAAGGCGUAUCGCAAGGAGUUUGGCGACAAGUACAAGAAGAAGCGCUUUGUCAUUCUUCCCGGUCUUCUGUAA
Messenger RNA from Akanthomyces muscarius, 927 nucleotides. RefSeq lists its product as uncharacterized. The record is from RefSeq and is a predicted model, not a curated record. NCBI's taxonomy places the organism in Eukaryota, Fungi, Ascomycota, Sordariomycetes, Hypocreales, Cordycipitaceae. Gene Ontology annotation, biological process: very long-chain fatty acid biosynthetic process. Gene Ontology annotation, molecular function: oxidoreductase activity, acting on the CH-CH group of donors. The coding region runs from base 1 to 927 and encodes 308 amino acids. The transcript is spliced from 3 exons.